Molecule: messenger RNA, 2820 nt
Organism: Phalaenopsis equestris
Lineage: Eukaryota; Viridiplantae; Streptophyta; Magnoliopsida; Asparagales; Orchidaceae
Product: pentatricopeptide repeat-containing protein At4g35130, chloroplastic
Exons: 1
Coding region: 132-2513 (793 amino acids)
Biological process (GO): RNA modification
Molecular function (GO): zinc ion binding; RNA binding; protein binding
Source: RefSeq, a predicted model, not a curated record
ACAGUUCUGAUCUAUUCCCAGGUAGCCUUAUAUGAACCGUUCCAUAAGAAUAAUAAAAAUAAAUUUUUUUUCUAGAAAAUCAAUUCUUAUCCUCAUAGAUAUUUUCCCAUGUACUUCCUCGAGCUGAAAAAAUGGCGGCAAGAGCAACUCUGCACAGCAUUCACAGCAGCUCCAUCUCAAAUCCAACCUCUGCAUCCGACCAUACAAGAAAUAUCAUAAGAAAAGAAUCAGCUUUUGCUUCUGUAGAUUCAAAGACAAGGCAAACAGCCAACCAUAAGGCCUCCUCGCUCUCAUGGAAGCUCAACUCCUUCAUAGAAUCUGGGCAGAUGAUGAAAGCUCUCACCUUGUUCACAACUCUCAAUAAGCCGGAAAACUUUCACUGGAAUCUGAUGAUCAGAGGAUACACUAACACCGGCCAAUACGAAGAAACCAUGAAUUUUUACUACCAAAUGCAACAGACAGGCAACCUUGCAGACAACUUCACCUUCCCUUUUCUAAUAAAAUCCUGCACAAAGUUGCCAUCUUUCAGCCAAGGUUUGAAGUUCCAUGGCCAGCUGCUUAAGCUUGGACUCCACUCUGAUACCUACGUCUGCAACUCCCUCAUUUCAAUGUAUUCAAAGCUGGGAUUCUUCAAAUUCGCAGAAAAAUUGUUCCUUGACAUGCCUACAAGAGAGACAGUCUCGUGGAAUGCACUGAUGGAAGGGUAUGUAUCAAAUGGCGAAGGACUGAAAUCACUUUCAUGGUUUAGAAAACUGCAGGAGGAUUUUGGGAUGAAAUCUGACGAGCUUGGAGUUCUAUGCGCCCUUGAAGCUUGUUGCCUGGAAAUUUUACCAAAGAAGGGAAAGGAGAUUCACUGUCACAUAAUCAGGCAGUACGUUGAAUCGGAUAUCAAAGUUCUGUCCACUCUUCUAGAUCUGUAUUGCAAUUGUGGAGAAAUGUUGUACGCUAAGAGAUUGUUCAACAUGAUUCCGAAAGAAAAUGUUGUGGUUUGGAACGUUAUGAUAAAUGGAUAUGUUCUCAGCAAUCAACAUGAGAUGGCUGUUGCUUCAUUCAUGAAUAUGCGGGAGAGCGAUAUAGAACAAAAUGCCAUAACAAUGGUUAAUUUUCUCCCAUCCUUGACACAACUGAGAAGUUUACCUCAUGGGAAAUCAGUUCAUGGAGCUGCUAUCAGAAAAGGUCUUCUUCCUCAUUUGUGUCUCGAGACUGCAUUGACUGUACUGUAUGCAAAAAAUGGGGAGCUGACAUCUGCCAAGUUGGUGUUUGACACAAUGCCUGAAAAGAGCUUGGUGUCAUGGAAUGUCAUGAUAUCUGCUUAUGCACAGAAUAAUAGAAGUUUGGAAGCCUUGAAUUUAUUCCUAUUGCUAAUGUUGGAAGAGCCAUAUUUAAAACCAGAUGCCUUCACCAUCUCAAGCAUUUUACCAGCAUACUCCGAACUGGCUUUGCUUCGUCUCGGUAAGCAGAUUCAUAGUUAUGUUUUCAAGUUGGGCUAUGAAUCUAACACUUGGAUACAGAAUUCCAUCAUAUUUAUGUAUGCAAAAUGUGGAGAUCUAAACGAAUCAAGGAAGCUGUUUGAUAAAAUGCUAUUCCCGGAUGUUGUAACAUGGAACACAAUUAUCCUUGCUUAUGGACUUCAUGGGCUUAAAAAGAUUGCAUUAGAAAUGUUUUCAGACAUGAAAAAACUUAAUUUUGAACCAACUGAUAGCACUUUUUUAUCUAUAUUAUCUGCGUGCAGUGUCUCUGGAUUCAUUGAUGAAGGUUGGAUGUAUUUUGAUAUCAUGCAAAGGGAGCAUAAAAUUAAUCCGCGGAUUGAGCACUAUGGCUGCUUAGUCGAUCUUCUCGGCCGUUCUGGGGAUCUGAAGAAAGCGGUGGAGUUCAUAGAAAGAAUGCCGGUGGCUCCAACCUCGAGAAUUUGGGGUUCUUUGUUAACUGCAAGCAGAAAUAACAACAACAUCCGCGUUGCAGAAUUUGCAGCAGAAAGAAUUUUUGAGCUGGACCAUGAUAACACAGGAUGUUAUGUUAUACUCUAUGGCAUGUAUGCUGAUGCUGGUAGGUGGGAGGAUGCAGAGAGAGUGAGGUCUCUGAUGAAAAAAAAUGGCCUCCAUAGGACAAGAGGAAGGAGCUUCGUGGAGCUUAACUGUAAGACAUGGAGCUUUGUUGAAGGAGACAGGUCACAUUUUGAAAUUGAUACAGUUCAGAUGGUGUCAGACAUACUGUCCAUGGAGAUUGGAGAAAAUGCUGUAACUUUGUCUGUCAGAUUUAACCCUGAAGAUAUUGUGAGAAAGAAAGCAAAUCUGGGAAGUCGACAUACUGUAAGGUUAGCUCUGAGUUUUGGGUUGAUUUCAUCAGCUGUGGGAACUCCUGUUCUAGUAAAGAAGAAUAUCAGAAUUUGCAAUGAUUGUCACAGUGCAAUAAAAAAGAUCUCCAGUUUUACAGGAAGAGCGAUAAUUGUUGGUGAUUCAAGCAUCUAUCACCAUUUCAACAAUGGCGUGUGUUGUUGUGGUGAUUAUUGGUAAUUUUUUCCAUUGCAGGAGAGAUUAGAGGCAUAUCAUUGGGAAUAAAAGCAUAAAUUUACAGAACUUUACAGAACAGAACUUGAUCAUCACACAAAGAAUUCAUAUAUUCGUUAAACUUUUGUUUUUGCUCUCAUUUGUUAAUGUGCUUGUGUAUAUUUAUCCUACAUUUUAAUCAUGAAUAGGUUGAUGAUGAAAGAGCAACCUAUCAUUUAAGCAUGGACAAAAGAAGUUUUAUAGAUUAUCAUAUGGUGCUAUUAGGAAGCAAGUUCUUGUUCAUGAGAAAUGGUAGAAUGUUGUCUAAAUACAA